AUGUUCAAGGUUGAUGAUGUGAAUACGGUUACGCGCACCAAAAAUGUAUUGACGCAUUUUUGGGUUCCAGAAGCGAGUUUGGUGACCAAAGUGCGCGCCAGCUUGAAGAAGUUUGGGUUAGGCCUCCAUAUGUCCGCAUUCUCCACCCUUUCAGGCACCCAGAGUCGAUUGGCUGCAGAAGUUUUGGAUAUGAUCAAACCGCAUAUCAAACCAGGUGUCAGUACACUUGAAUUGGAUACGAUUUGUCAUGACUAUAUUGUCAACAAACAAGACGCUAUACCUGCAUGUUUGGGUUAUGGCGCUGCGCCUGGUCGCCCAGCAUUCCAACAUGUGAUUUGUACCUCUGUAAAUCAUGUGGUAUGUCACGAUGGUUAUCACGGCGAUACCAAUAUGAUGUAUGUGGUUGGUGGUGAAACAUCGAUUAUUGCUGAACGUUUGUGUAAAGUUGCUCAAGAAGCAAUGUAUCGUGGUAUGGAAACGGUGAAACCGGGCUCAACCAUUGGUGAUAUUGGCGCAGCGAUUCAAAAAUAUGUUGAAUCAGAACGCUUUAGUGUAGUGCGUGAAUACUGUGGUCAUGGCAUGGUUUUAGAAGAAGGUAUGACCUUUACCAUUGAGCCGAUGGUCAAUGCGGGUGUUUGGCAAACACGUUUAAUGGGUGAUAAAUGGACGGUGGUGACCAAAGACCAUAGUCUUUCAGCUCAAUAUGAACAUACCCUGCUGGUGACCAAAGACGGUUGGCUACAUGCAAUGCCACAGGGUAACGCUAAUCCUAUCAAAGUGAAUACUGCCGUUGCAGAAGGAACACAAUCUAAAGUAGGUGAUAUUUCUAAAAAAGCAGUUUUAGACGCAGCAGUUAAAGAAUCCAAUCCUUUUCUUUAUGGCGCAAUCGGCCUUUUGGGUGACACGAUUCCUGGCGCUUUAACGGGCACAGCCACAGUCAAUGGUCUAUCCAGUUGGACCUCUGAAGGCACUGGUCUAACAGCAAAAGAUGUUGAUACUUUUGGUCUGAUGGGAAAUUACUACUUCACUGAUAAUCUUUCAUUAGAGUUUAAAGCAGGUGUUCCGCCUAAAGUUGAGAUAGAAGGCAAAGGCCAAAUCUAUGCACCAUUGACCGUGUGUGGGUUCCAAGUGGUUUUUUUAGGCAUUCACCUGCCGGGUUAUUUGAUUGAUCAUGGUUUUGAUGCCUCCACUGGAACGAUCUUUCUCGCAUUGGUUGGUCUAUUUAAUAUUAUCGGAACCUAUACCGCUGGUUGGCUUGGUGGCAAGUAUUCUAAACCGCAUCUGCUUAUGGGUUUAUAUGGUUUACGUGGCAUUGCGAUUAUUGCCUUUCUCAUGCUGCCAUUGAGUAUUUGGACUGUUUACGCCUUUGGUAUCGUUAUGGGGAUUUUAUGGCUUUCGACUGUACCCCUAACCAAUGGUAUUGUGGCCAAUAUGUUUGGUGUGAAAUACUUAACCAUGCUAAGUGGUACCACCAGAAAUUUCGAUCAAAUCGAUCCCUGCUGUAUCAAUGGCUUUAAAUACUUGAACCACUUCUUCUUCUGUGAUUCCACCACGCUGGAAAUCUGCAGAGUUCAUCAGUUUGGCAAGAUCACGUUCAGUUUCAACUACAACAACACCUGGCUCAUUCUUCGCACGGAAAUCAACCAUCACAUUCCCCGUAAUGGCACAACCCAAGCCGCCUUUCCCCCAAGCAUCAUAUAA
This is a messenger RNA of Oppiella nova, 1701 nucleotides long. The record is from the annotation of a GenBank genome assembly. Lineage: Eukaryota; Metazoa; Arthropoda; Arachnida; Sarcoptiformes; Oppiidae.